GCAGUUGAGGCGGGGCGGCGCGCAGACAGGCAGCAAGCUCGUCUUGCGAAGCGGCUGUGAGCCUUCGGUCCCGCCAUGGCCAAGCAACCCGACUACGGCCUGCAAGUCGAUUACGUUUUCCGUGGAGUAGAGCAUGCCGUUCGGAUGACCUCGGAAGGGAACCUUCUGGAAGUGGAAGUGGAAGACCGACGCACCACCGACCAGUGGCGAGGCGAAUUUGACGCUGCUUUUAUUGAAGACCUCACCCACAAGACAGGGAAUUUCAAGCAGUUUGGGAUCUUCUGCAGCAUGCUGGAGUCAGCCCUGGCCCAGAGCAGUGAGUCUGUAACCUUGGAUCUCCUCACCUACGCAGACCUGGAGGCUCUGAGGAACAGGAAAAUCGGGGUGGGGCCCCGGCAUCCACCGGCCACCAAAAGCUCUCCAUUGAACUCCAAGCGCUACCUCAUCCUGAUCUACUCAGUGGAAUUUGACAGGAUCCAUUACCCUCUACCGCUGCCCUACGUAGGGAAGCCAGAUCCCGUCAUUCUGCAGAAAGUGAUCCGGGAGCUGAAGGAGGAAUUGGCCAUGUUGAAGGCUAAGCCAGGCAAGGACUUCCGGGACGUCGAGAUCCGCCGGCUUCGGGAGGAGCUGCAGCGCGCUCUGGAGGAGAAGCAGUCGGUGGAGACGGUCCUGCUGAACUCGCAGGAGGAGCUCAAACUGGCCACCAAGAGCAGCGGCUUCAAAGAAGUGAAGAUUCUGAAGAAGGUGGUGCAGAGUCUGGAAGAGGAGCUGGCGAAAGAAAGGGCCAAGCACCAGCGCCUCGCCACCAAGCGUCUGCAGGAGAGCCGGCAGCUGGCUGACGAGCUUGCAGAAGUGAAAGCAACCGAGAGAAGCCUCCGGAUCCGUGUGAAGAACCUAACCAAUGAGCUGGCUUUGUACAAAAAGGGGCACUUCCUGCCCACCGGAUCUUCUCCCCCAAACACCUCUCGCCACUUCUCUCGCCCCGCCCUGAACCGAACCGGGGCCACAAAGCGAGAUGGCCGACGCUCCGCCUCUGGCGAACGGUCCAACUCACAGGAGCGCAGCGUGCCCUGGGGAAUCAACCGGCAGCGGUCCACGUCCAGGGAAGGGCGCAGCGGGAGCCAGGGACGCGUCUCCCGGCAGUCUCCGUCUCCGACAGGUAUCCGGGCACCUCGCUUUGACCCUACAGCCUUCGUGAAGGCCAAGGAACGGAAACAAAAGGAGAUCGAGCAGAAGAACAAGCGGUGUCUCCAACGGGGAAUGGGGGACACCCCCCCUAGUGGGUGGUACCACCGCACCCAGCUCAGGGGCCCUUCAGUCCUCCAUGGCAGCAGCCUUGGGAAGCCACGAGGCCGGAGCUCUUCAGUGGAAAGUUUCCGCAGCAGACGCACCUCUGCCAGCUCAGGGAGCGAAUUGGAGGAUUAUUCAGAACCUGUUGCCCCAAGAGGCAGGAAGCGACUAGCCAGGGGCAGGAAACCCUUCAGUUCUUCGUCUUGGAACGGCCCCACUGCGGGUCCUCACACGGACAGCGGUCACAAGAAACGCUUGUCAAGCACCCCAAAUACAGGCAAAGCCGGGGGUAAAGGUAAAGCCGUGGGCGUCUCAGAGGGAACCUUGGAAAACUCAGAGAAUCUGUACGAUGAGCCAUCAGCAGAUCUCUCCGAGAUCGAUGCCCGGCUACAAGCGCUGCAGGAAUACAUGAAUAAACUGGAGACCAGGACGUAGCCCGAGCAAGGGAGCCAGAGUCCAACCUGUGUGAUCCCUUGCCUAGCACAAUCAGAUCCAAAUACAGAAGGUGUCCUUUCCCACCACCCGCCCUGGUUUUGCGUCUUCCUUCUCCUGCUACGUCCUCAGGCGGGAGGGCAAGAGAGAGGUGGGGUGGGGGUGGCAAUCAUGGAAGGUUUCAGUGAUGAAAUCCUUCCUAAGGGUUUCUGAGAACCAUUUCAUUAAAGAUUUCUAAGAACAGCCUCUCUAAGAAUGUGGCCCACACAGCCUUGUCUUGCGUAAGUGCGGGGCGGGGAGGGAUUUUAAAGGUGUCUUCCUUCUUCCAGAGCCUUUACGGUCUUGGGACGGGAUGCACUGCAUGAAACGUGGGGGAGAUUGAGCCCUUUUGGGAAAAAAAUCCUAUCCAGAUUCCCACCUGCUUGCAAGAUUAGUCCCUCUGCCAGCUGUUUUCCAGCACAGCAAUCCUAAACAAUAAUUUUUCUAUCUGUUCCUGGAAAACACCUCCCCCGCCAGUCUGGACAGAAGGCAGAUUUCCCCAAGCUGCUACUUCCCGAUGGUCGACAGUCCCUAUUUCAUCCCCACUUUGCACGGGGUUAGUGGGAAUUGUAGUUCCAGCACAUCUGGAGGGAGACCAAGUGAGGGAAAGCUGGUGUAGGGCUAGGAGUUUUCAUCUUCAAAUGGACAGCAGGUAGAGAGUGAAUAGAUUCAGGCGAAGCCUUCAUACCGCCUGGAGCAGAUGGAAGAUCGCCUGCUGUUUAAAAAUUAGUGACAUUUUUCUGGUGUGGCAGGCCCUUGGGAGAAGCUGAGCUGGCAGCAGGAGUCGUCUUAAUGACUAAAAAUAAAGGAAAAUUCAGGUCUGGUUAAAGCUCCGUGUUUCCCAACUGAUGUGGCCAAUUUUGACCACUUUGCUCAACCCGGUUCCUUUCGACAAGCCACCGGGGCGACGACUGGGCUGUUCUUUUGCUGGCUGGAACAGAAGCAUAUGGGCAUUUCCUGGAACGUCUUUGGCCCCGCUUCGCUGAAAUGGGGAGUGUCUACUUCUUUGCAUCCGUGCUGUGAUAUUGCUGUGAUUUUGUUUUUAAAUAAACUUUUUUAAGUCAA
Python bivittatus (Burmese python) is the source of this 2826-nucleotide messenger RNA. It is a transcript of the gene CCDC61, whose product is annotated as coiled-coil domain containing 61. Gene Ontology annotation, cellular component: ciliary basal body. The record is from RefSeq and is a predicted model, not a curated record. Lineage: Eukaryota; Metazoa; Chordata; Lepidosauria; Squamata; Pythonidae.